Molecule: messenger RNA, 1826 nt
Organism: Linum trigynum
Lineage: Eukaryota; Viridiplantae; Streptophyta; Magnoliopsida; Malpighiales; Linaceae
Source: the annotation of a GenBank genome assembly
UUUUAAAAAUUAGACAAAAAUACCCUUUCCCCAUCCAACGUCAAUAUCAACCACACAAAGUUUCUCCCAUCAGAUCUACGAUUCUCAAUUGAUUACUGAUGGAUGAGUAACAUUUGGUUACUCACUCUCACUAUAUCCUAAGCCCGUUGGUGUAGCAAGCAAGAGUCCAAUCCUAACUCUCAUAUGCACAACGACGACGUUUCGGUCCGCUGUCGAAAACGCGUUAUAGUUGGUCCGCUGUCGUGAAGCUGGAGAACCGGUGACGGGAAGAGAGUAUAUCAGAAUAAAAAGAACGAUGAGUAUCCCGCCGUUGGACUCGCUUCCGCCGACGAAAACUUUGGAGCUCGAGAACGGCCUCUCGCUUGUCCCGAGGGUGAAGCUCGAGCUGACGGUCCACCCGACGCCGUCCUCCGUCGCGAAGCAGAUCGACGAGUGGAAGCUGAAGCGCGCUCUGACAGAGUUUCUGAAGAAUUCGCUCUCCGUGCCAAUCGAAGUCCCGGAAGAGGAUCUGGUGUUCCGGCGGUUCAAGGACCUGAAGAAGCGGAAGCGCGAGGAUCCCGUGGCGCACGGCACUCUGUCGAUUCGCGACUUAGGGUUCCUCAACGGGAAGAGGAGAGGCGAUGAGGAUAAGGAGGAAGAUGCUAAGGAACUCGAGAAGAAGUUUACGGAAUGGAGGAAGUACAUUGUUGAGAAAUUGGACGGAAUCGAGCUGAACCUGGAAGGUGAUCAGUAUAAGUUGAGUGUUGCUGUGCCGGCAUCGGAUGAUUUUCCCGGGAUGAAGAAGAGUUGGGAGGAGGCCUCCGCUUUUGGAAAUCGAGGGUUCUCAAGAGGAGGAAGGCAAGAACCAGAUACAAUUGUAGUAAGAGGGUUACCGUCUAGAUGGUUUGCGGAGCCAAGAGUUUCUUCCAAGCCUUCGAUGCUCGUUACCCAUACCAUUUUCUCGGCAUUUGGGAAGAUAAGGAACCUUAGUGUCGUUGAGGAUGACCAAGAUAAGGCUGCUGAUGGAAUAGGUGGGGGAGACAUAAUUUCAGGUCUGCACUGCAAGAUUGUGGUUCAGUUUGAGAAGCACACAGAUUUCUGCAAUACUCUUAGAAUCUUGUGUGGCCGCUCUUUGCAAAAGCAAGGAUCCAGAUUAAAGGCCGAUUAUGACGUUACCUGGUCCAAAGAAGGCUUCUUCCAAAAUGCAAGAAAUCAAGCGGUAGAAAAGAGUAGCCGGAUGCCAGCAACCUUGGGUGGACAUCACAGAAAUGAACUCCGCAACAGGGUUGAACCGUACAUUUCGAGAUUCAAUUCUGAAGAUACACGGCGCAAGAGAUUCAAGGAAUGAGGAUGAUGAGCGAGAGGAAGGAAGACAAGAAGGAUAGUGGAGUGUUGUGUAGCAGAUAUUCCUUCUGGUAUGAGAAUAUACACAGUUUCUGCUGACUUUUGUUGUACAAUGUAUCAAAUGCCUCUUGAGGGAAUAGCAAGUUUGCUCAUUUGGAUUUCAUUUCAUUUGUCACUUAAAAUGAAAUGAAUUCUCGAUUCAUUUGAUACCAAACGAUCUAUUAAAGCCAUUAAGCAAGGAGUGUUGUGUAGGAGAUUUUCCUUCUGGUAUGAGAAUAUACACAGUUUCUGCUGACUUUUGUCGAACAAUGUAUCAAAUGCCUCUUGAGGGAAUUGCAAGUUUGGUCAUUUGGCUUUGAUUCAUUUUGUCAGUUAAAAAAGUUCCCUUGCUUAAUGGUCACCGACUUUAAUAGACUGUUUGUAUUAAAUGAAUCGAGAAUUCAUUUUAUUUUAAGUUGAAUAAUCGUGUAGAAUACUUUUUCAAAUGAAUUACUAUGUUCGGU